Messenger RNA from Symbiodinium pilosum, 3777 nucleotides. The record is from the annotation of a GenBank genome assembly. Lineage: Eukaryota; Dinophyceae; Suessiales; Symbiodiniaceae.
AUGGGCACCCCUGAAUGGGGCGCUGACGCCGGUGGCGGCCCGCCAUCCCCAGAGGGUCAUGGAGGUAAUAGCCCGCCUCAGAGAGCGCUGAUGCCGAGUCCAAGAGGCAUGAGAGGCCGGGGAGGUCCCAGGCGCACAUCAGAAGCAAGCGACUUGCUUGAAACAGAGGCUCCAGAGACGGAGCUGUACACCAAAGAAAAUCUUCCUCCAGCUGCCGAACAUGAGAUCGAGUUCAUAGUGCCGCACGCAACAUCGUUUCCUAGUGGUGAUAAAGUGCGAUCACCACCCCUGAUGGUGCGAAACUUCAGAUUUAGGAUACUGUGCUUUCCCUCGGGAACUUCAAGUGCUGGUGGGACCGCCGUCAGCGCGUUUGUGGAGGCCGAUCCUCCGGAAGGGCUCGAUCCUCGAUGGGUUUUCCAAGGCGUGAAGUACCAGGUGGUGCUUGUCAACUGGCUGGACUACCGCAGAAGUGUGCUCAAGUCCGACACUUGGAGCUUCUCCAAGGAUGGGAUCGACAGAGGUUGGCACGAUAUGGUGAGGACAUCUGAGUUGUCUCAGGACACCGGCUGGUUAGGCCCUCGUGACAGCCUUUGCUUCCGGGCAUGCGUCUGCGUCCGACAGGCCGACAGUGUCCAAGCUGGUCAAGACUACAACUGUAGGAAAGAAACUGGAUACGUCGGCUUGAUGAACCACGGUGCAACGUGUUACAUGAAUGGCUUGCUUCAGAGCCUCUUUCAUGUCGGAGAAUUCAGGCGAAUUGUUUAUUCCAUCGAGUGCGAAAAGGAGGAAAAGGAGGAUGCGCCAAUGGAAAGAGCGGGAGACACCGAUGCAGAAGGUGAUAUUUCCCUGAUCCAGGCUUUGCAGAACGUUUUCUACAGACUGCAGACCUCAGAGCAGGCUGUCAAUUGCAAAGAAUUGAUGAAAUCUUUCGGAUGGGACACAACAGAUGCUUUCACGCAGCAUGACGCACAGGAGCUGAACAGGAUCCUCUGUGAUCGGCUGGAGGAGCAGAUGAAAGGCACUCCCAUGGACGGAUCCAUCAAGAGGCUUUUCGAAGGCGAGAUGGAGAACUACAUCGAGUGCUUGGAUGUUGACUACACCUCCAAGCGGCGCGAGACGUUUUAUGACAUUCAGCUGAACAUCAAGAGUGAAAAGGGCAACGACCUCCAGACCAUUGAGGAAUCUCUCAAAGAAUUCACUGCGGAUGAGAUGCUUGACGGUGACAAUCUUUACGAGGCUGAGGGCUACGGCAAGCAGCGGGCAAAGAAGGGCAUCCGAUUCGUGCAGUUCCCACCUGUCCUCAAUCUGCAGCUCAAGCGCUUUCACUUCGACAUGGAGCGCAUGGACAUGGUGAAGUUGAAUAGCCGCUUCGAGUUUCCUCGUCGAUUAGACUUGUCAAAGUUUGCGCCCGGCGCUGGGCAUUAUUUGCUGCACUCAGUGGUGGUACACAGCGGUGACGUGAACAGCGGACAUUACUACGCCUACAUACGGCCAAAUCUGGACGAGCGCUGGGUCAAGUUUGACGACGACAAUGUCACGCCGUGCAGUGACUUUGCCGCUGUUGAGGACAACUUUGGAGGCAGUGACCCCAAUGCCACCAACUACUUCGAUCGCAGUCCGUCUGAGCUCAAGAACUUUCAAUGGCCAAGCCGUCCGCGCAUUCACAACGCGUAUAUUCUGGUCUACAUCCGGGAAGACUGUGCGGAGGAUGUUCUGCGCAUCCCUGACCCAAUGCAGGUCAACAGCCGGAUGGUGGAGAGAUGUAACGCUGAGGUGAGACUGCAAGAGCAACGCCGCAGGGAGAAGUUGGAGCUCCAGACUAAGAUCAGGAUAAACUUGAUCUUGGAGAACGACUUGUGCUCCAUGACGGGCUUCUGGGACUACACUAGCAUCCCAACGGGGCAGUCCUUCAAGAUGAACCGAGAUCAGUUUGUCAAGGACCUGCUACUGCAUGCUGAGGAGCUCUUGCAGGUGAAUCCUGCGCACCUGGCACUUUUUGUGCUUCACUUCCGCUCGAAUCCACGACAGGUGAGAUUUGAGUUCAUGCCGCAGGCAAAGUCUCUCAGGUCACAGAUACCGCCUGUCACCUCUCCUCAUUAUGACUCGCAAGACCCGUGCAUCACCGUUUUAUGCGUGGCAGCCAGAGGCUAUGCUGUGGGUCCUCCACCUUUGAGGUGGCAGAAUGAGUCUGCAGAGCCAGAAGAGUUGUCCAGGUGGGACGAACAAGCGAUUAUGCUUGUGGUGAAGUACUUCUGCAUCCAGAGACGGAAGCUCGUCACUUUGGGGUGCUACUACAUGCCUCAGAACGAAGCUCUCAUCACAAUGGUGAAAAGCAACUGGGUGAUGGAGAGACUACAGCGGUUUUUGGACAGUCAGGAGGUGGCGCCACUUCCGCCCCAGUUGCAGUCGGUGGAGGAGGAUGGAGUGAAGCUGGAUUCGGUCUGGGAAUGCUGGGAAGAAUACACAGAGCGCGAGAUACAACGGCGAAGCGCCAAAAAGUCAGCGAAAACAGAGCGGCUUUGGUGUGGUGACAUCAUCGUCUGGCAGCAAGCUUCGCCCUCACCACCAGAGGUGGCCGGAGAGGAAAGCUCGCUGCAGCCAGGGCAGGUGGCUCCUACCUAUCCCGUUGAAAAUGUCUUUGACUUGCUCGAACACCAAGUGAAUUCCAUUGAAGUGCAAGUGACACUGGUUGAUCGGAAGCAGCCGCUUUGCAUCGACGGCGUGGUGAUGAAUGGCCACUGGGGUGCGUACAGGCCGUCAACUGCGCAGGAGGGAACGCGUGAGGAGAAGCCAGAGGACAUUGCGCUGUCCAAGAGUCCGGCAAAGUUCGCGACGGCUGUGACAAAGGAGCUUCAGAUGGAUCUGCGGUGGACCCAAAGCCAUGUCACAGGAAUCAUUGCCCAGGCGUUUGAUCUGAAGAGCGUGACGACGCCUGCGUCAACAUCUUCCCCAGACAACGAGACCUUUCUGUGGCUUUUCCAGUCUCCGCCGUCAAAUGGAGAGGAACCCAUCAGCACGAGCAUACACUCUCGCUCCACGCUGAAGGAUAUCCAGCGCUAUGCGCCAUACGUGUCACCAGCAGGAGGAAAGAAGCCUUUGAAUCUCCAUGCCGUGGAGAUGCCCUUUCGGCCAGGCGCUGACGGUUUAGACUCGAACUUCUGGGCCUUUGGCGUGCGGUUUUUUGAUUCCGCCGUGCGGGAGGUUGGAAGCGCGAUUUGCUAUGUGAAUGUUGCCACGGGCACAGUGGAGGAUCUGUUAAGAGCAGCAGAACCUCACAUUGAGCCUGACUGGAAAAUCUCCGGGCCGCUGCGAGCAAUGGAGGUCAUUGAUGGGAUGGCCACGCUGUGGAGGCCGACGGACCCUUUGCGCACCCUGAACUGCUAUGGGAAGUACAAUGUGCUUUACCAUGCGGUGCGCAUCGAGGCAGACCUUGACACAGCCUCGAUGUCACCGGAAGAUCGGCUCGUGGAGGUUUACCACUGCGACCGCUCCAGUCAGCAGGCCUUUGGUCAGCCUCUGUUUCUCCCUGCUGCACCGGGAGAGAAAGCUGGCAGCUUCAAGACUCGAUGUAAGGAGCGACUUGGGGUGCCUGAGAACGAGUUCAAGACGUGGAGGUUGGUCCGGACUGGGCAGAGGGCAGGGCGACAGCAUCUCAAAGAUGACGAUGCUCUGGAUUCAGAAUCCGCGCUAGAUAGCAGGAUUUGCCUGGAACAUGUACAUCCUAAUCCCAGUUAUGCCAGAACUUCCAGGUACAACAAACCUCUGACAAUCAAGUGA